AUGGGAAGAAUAUUAUUUUUAUUAAAAAAUGUAAACAAAAUAGAGAAAAGAUAUUUCACAAACAAAUCCAAUAUAUAUUAUCAUAAUGAAUCUCAAAAGAAGGAAAUUAUUGUAUUGCACCCUAUAUUAAAAAGAAGUAAAAAUAAUUCUAACAAAUUAUUUCAAGAGAUAAUUUAUGAUGCUCAAGAGGCUUUAGGCUUAGCAAAAUCAGCCAACUUCCAAAUUGCCAAAGGUAUAUCUAUGCCUUUAGGGGGAUGGUAUUUAAAAAAUGAAAAACAAAAAAAAAAAAACGAUCCGAAAAAUGAUAAAAUUGAUGAAGGUCAAGUACCCAACAAAGAAUUAUCACAAAAUAAUGAACACCAUCAUGUUUUUGAAAAAAGUGAAAAAGAAAUUCCCAAUGAAAUGUCUUUUACUACUGAUAAAUCAUCAAGUAAAUAUAUUAAUUAUGACGAAAUUGAACGUAAAGUAGCCGAAUCUAUUUUAAUUAAAGUUAAUCAUAUAGACAAUAAAUUUUAUUUUAGUAAAGGUAAAUUAAAUGAAUUAUCAAAAUAUUAUUUGAAAAACCCAACCCCGUGCAUUUUUAUUAACACCUUAUUGUCACCUGAACAAUUUCGUAACUUGGAGUUUUUAUUUAAUAGCUUGUUAAAAAGUUAUCAAGAUGAACUUAUAUUAAAUAACAAAAGAGAACGUGACAACUCUGAAAUGUAUGAAAGGGUGUCGGACGUUAAAUUUGAUAAUUGUGAUAGUGAUGACAUAAUAAUUGAUAAUAGUUCGUAUUGUCUAGAUGCGUAUAAUAAUUUUUUAGAUAAGGAAGAUGAGCAAUGUGAUGAUGUGGACCUCGAACAAAAUAUGAAUGUAUUAAAUGAACACAUAGGAGAUACAUCUUGCGAACAAGCAAAUGAUAUUCCAUACGAACAAAUAAGUGAUACACAAGAAUGUUCUAAAAACAUACCAAUGUACGUAGAACUAUUCGACAGGUAUAGUAUGAUUUUAUAUAUUUUAAAAAGCAGAGCAAAAAACAAUUUAAGCAAAUUACAACUCGAAUUAGCUAGAGCAAACUUUGUUUUAAAUACUUAUUCAGAAGAUAGUAAAUCAAGAAUGAAAUACAUAAAGUAUAUAGAAAAUAAUGUAUUAGGAGGUUCAUGUAUCGAUUAUGAAGAGAAAUAUACCAAGUUGAAUUUUUUUACUGUAGGUAAACAGAAUAAAAAAUCCAAUGUGAAUUUUUCUGGAUAUACGAGUAAUUAUAUAAAAAGUAAUGAAACUUAUAAAGAAUAUGAAAAAAGAAUUAUAAAUAAUUUAUAUAGUAAAUUAAAAAACGAAUUAAUAAAAUGUAAAAACAAUAUGAUUUUACAAAAUAAUUCUAGAAAACAUAAAGCUAUAAUAGCUAUUGUAGGAUAUACUAAUGUUGGAAAAACAAAAUUGAUUAAUUAUUUAACAAAAUCAAAUUUAAAAGCUAGAAAUUUAUUAUUCCAAACAUUAGACAAUGCUUAUAAAAAUUUAAAUAUAUCUACAUGUUAUUCCACUAUUUUUGUAGAUUCCAUAGGUUUUAUACAAAACAUACCAUAUUCAUUAUAUGAAUCUUUUAAAAUAUCCUUAGAAGCUAUAAAAACAGCUGAUGUUAUUAUACACGUUAUUGAUGUUAGUCAUCCAUAUAAAGAUAAACAUAAAAAGUGUGUUCUUGAAACUUUAAAUAAAAUAGGUAUAUCUGAUGAAUUUAUAAAAAAUAAUGUAAUAGAAGUAUGGAAUAAAAUUGACAAAUUAACAGAUAAUGAAUUAUAUACUUUAUGUAAGAAUAAACCAAAAAAUGCCUUACCCAUUUCAGCAAAAUAUGGAACAAACUGUAAUUAUCUUAUUCAAAUUAUUGAACAUUUAAUUAAUCAAAUUAAAGAUGUUCAUAUAUUAAACUUACAAUUCCCAACCAGUGAAGCAAAAGAAAGAAUUAAUUUUCUUAUGAAAAAUUAUAAAGUAGUUCCUCAUUCUAUAUCUUAUUCAGAUGAUGGAAACACAACCUUUAUAAAAUUGGUUGAGAAUAAAUCUAAUUUAAAAAAGUACUAUGAAAAAUUUGAAAUUAAAGAAACAUACAAGAGUGAUAAUUAA
Molecule: messenger RNA, 2097 nt
Organism: Plasmodium falciparum 3D7
Lineage: Eukaryota; Apicomplexa; Aconoidasida; Haemosporida; Plasmodiidae
Product: putative GTP-binding protein
Molecular function (GO): GTPase activity; metal ion binding; GTP binding
Source: RefSeq, a predicted model, not a curated record